AUGUCAAAGGCAUAUCAGGAGAUGUGCAAGAGUGUCAUUCAGGAUUCAGAGGACGACUCUGUUGGCGAAGUCCCGACAUUGCCCCGCGUCAAUGAUAAGACACUAAAAGAGACCCAGGGAGAUUUUUUGCGUUUCACAGAGGCCGAGGAGGCUGACAAGUACAAAAAAGUGGUCACAAAAAAGAAUAAUUCCCAUAAGGAGAAACCAUUGGAAUGGAAGGAUUCUCAAUCAGGAGGAUCAAGGAGCAAACAGGACCGCUCCAAGUCAAAUUUCCUUGACGACGAGGAGAAUGACGAUAUUUUCCGCUCGGCGGAAAAUGAUUCAGGCCCUUUCAUCCUUCAAAUUGGUAGAGGGCAAAUGUUGCGCAUGGUCAUGGAUGAGCUGAAGCGAGAGAACAAGAGGCCAAAUUUGCCGCCACUAAAGGUGCCCAUGUUUAGUGGAAAAACCAGUGAGUGGCGCGGAUUUUUUGAAAUGUUUUCUCACGUUAUUCACAACGAUCCGAACCAUUGCGAUACGGACAAGAUGUCGUAUCUUCUGUCCUACCUGGAGGGGGACGCAAAGCGUUUAGUGAGUCACCUUUCGCCUACAGGUGAUCACUACAAAGCGGCGCUGGACUUGCUAAGAAACAGAUAUGAUCACAAAAGGAAGACGACCUUUGAUUAUGUGAAUCUGUUGCUCGACGUCAGGAGAGUCGAAUACCGCAGCGCCAAGGACAUCGUUGAUCUACACGACAGGCUCAACGAAGCACUCGCCGGGCUAGGAAGCCUAGGUUACCGCACGGAGCACUGGGAUCCCUUGAUAAUAGGGAUGUGCAUAAGGAAGCUGGAUGAUGAAUCGAUUCAGCUGUUCGAACAAUCAUUGGAUGAGCCAACCGAGGUGCCUACAGUAAAACAGUUUCUUAAAUUCCUGUUCAAGAGACAUCUCGUACUGUCUUCUAUCAGGAACUUCGCUGAGAAGAAGAAAGGAGGAAAGGAUAAGAUUGAUAGCAACAAAUCUUAUCACUCCACGUCGACCAAGCCAAAGAUGGCAUGUUUUCUGUGCAAAAAGGAGCACACAUUCGCCAGCUGUCCAAGAUAUCUGGAAUUGACAUCAGAUCAGAGGCUUCAGAUGGCGAUAAAGCUGGACUUGUGCCUAAAUUACCUCGGGCAUAAAAAGGACAGGGACAAAGAGUGCACAAAGGUUCAUAUGUGCAAGCAAUGUGACGAAGAACAUCAUGAGACGUUACAUUUCGAAGAAGAGGAAGCGGAGCCCACUGAUGCUCUAGUAAGCAUCAGGGAUAAUAAGGAUGAAUUUGAGGAACGACUGGCCUUGCACGCAGCUGCGGCAACACCACUGUUUCCCACAGCUCUCCUUAAAGUAAAACAGGCUGAUGGUUCAUGGACACUCCUACGAGCUUUGAUAGACACUGGAUCUGGAGAUUCGUUUAUAUCAGAAAGAGCAGCUCAGGACUUAGCUCUGCCUCGGGUGAAGAUCAACGCACCAAUCAGACGCAUAGCUGGAGCACCCGCUCCAACUUCACGACAUCAGAUAUGUCUUACCAUGGCCCCAAGAUUCCCCUCGACCUUUCAGCUGGAGCUGAACGCUCUGGUACUCUCGUCACUCACAGGAUUCUUGCCUCAAACAGAGAUCAGUUCUGCAUCAUACAAGAGUUUUAAUGUGGACAACAUUCUCAUAGCAGAUCCUUGCUUUAUGACACCAGGACCGAUCGAUCUAAUUCUGGGCUCACGGAUAUAUGCAGCGAUUCUCAAGGAGGGAAUCAAGAAAGCUGAAGACAUCAGCGCUCAGAACACUGAACUAGGCUGGAUGCUCAUGGGUGCGCAUAAGCCAAAAGAAAUUCACGUCAUCAGCAUGGUGGCUACAACGAUUUUCGACGGAGAAAUAAAUGACACAGGGGACUUAGAUCAGGAGAUUAAGCCCGUCAAGGAACAGCAUGGAUGCGAAAAGGAGUUCGUGACCGUCUUGAAAAGGAUCGAGGCGACGCUGAAUUCGAUGUCCCUCUCACCAGCGGUUGGUGAUUCAGCCGAUCUUGCGGCCCUGAUUAAAUUAGAAUUAAAUUAG
Molecule: messenger RNA, 2058 nt
Organism: Phlebotomus argentipes
Lineage: Eukaryota; Metazoa; Arthropoda; Insecta; Diptera; Psychodidae
Exons: 1
Coding region: 1-2058 (685 amino acids)
Source: RefSeq, a predicted model, not a curated record